UGCGCGGGACUUUCGUCACAACGCUGCCUCUGAAACACACCCCGGGAGAAGAUCGCCGACUUAAGCUUAAACGAAAACGGACGACCCUGAGUCCAGAUGAAACAAAGAGGCGAAAUAUGGAACAAAGUGCACCGAGGAAUGUUCCGCAGAAACUACUCUAGACGAUGAAGAAAAACAGAGAAAGAUUCUACAACAGAGAAAGGGAAUUUGUGUAUAAAUUUAAAGUAGGUCACCAGUGCUUAGAACUGAGGGUUCCCCUCCAAUUUCCCGUCGAAGAGAAUGCCAGCCACUUACAUGGUCGUCUGAUGCAACUGCACAACUUACCCUGCUUUAUAGAAAAAGACUUGAAAGCAGCUCUGAGCCAGUUCAUAGAAGAAGAAUCUCUCAAGGACUACGAUGAUGCUGCUGAAGCCUCCCUAGAAGCUGUGAAGUCUGGGGAAGUCGAUUUACACCAGCUGGCAAGCUCAUGGGCCAAAGCUUAUGCUGAGACCACAUUAGAGCACGCGAGGCCCGAGGAGCCCAGCUGGGAUGAAGACUUCGCAGAUGUGUACCAUGACCUCAUCCAUUCCCCCGCCUCGGAAACGCUCCUCAAUUUGGAGCAUAAUUACUUUGUCAGUAUCUCCGAACUGAUUGGGGAAAGAGACGUGGAGCUGAAAAAAUUGCGAGAGAGGCAGGGUAUCGAAAUGGAAAAAGUGAUGCAGGAGUUGGGUAAAUCUCUGACAGAUCAAGAUGUCAACUCCUUGGCGGCCCAGCAUUUCGAGUCCCAGCAAGUCUUAGAAAACAAGUGGUCUAAUGAGUUAAAGCAGUCGACUGCCAUCCAGAAGCAAGAGUAUCAGGAGUGGGUGAUAAAGCUUCAUCAGGACCUGAAAAACCCCAACAACAGCUCCCUGAGUGAGGAAAUUAAAGUCCAGCCAAAUCAGUUCCGAGAAUCCGCAGAAGCGAAUGGAAGGAUUUAUGAGGAACAGAGAAAGUUGGAAGAAAGUUUCACUAUUCAUUUAGGGGCCCAGCUGAAGACCAUGCAUAACCUGAGGCUGCUGAGAGCAGACAUGCUGGACUUCUGUAAGCACAAACGGAAUCACCGCAGCGGCGUGAAGCUGCACCGGCUGCAGACCGCCCUGUCGCUGUACUCCACCUCGCUCUGCGGCCUGGUGUUGCUGGUGGACAACCGCAUCAACUCCUACAGUGGCAUUAAGAGAGAUUUCGCCACCGUUUGCCAAGAGUGCACAGACUUCCACUUCCCCCGCAUCGGAGAGCAGCUGGAGGUGGUCCAGCAGGUGGUUCUUUAUGCAAGAACUCAGCGCAGGAGCAGGCUGAAAGACUCUCACGAUUCUGGAAACCGGAACGGAGGCAAUGACGAUAAGACUAAAAAUGCCGAGAGAAACUAUUUAAACAUUUUACCUGGAGAGUUUUACAUCACGCGGCAUUCGAAUCUCUCAGAGAUCCACGUCGCGUUUCAUCUCUGUGUGGACGACAACGUGAAGUCGGGAAACAUCACUGCUCGCGACCCGGCCAUCAUGGGCCUCCGAAAUAUACUCAAGACCUGCUGCAGCCACGACAUCACCACAAUCAGCAUCCCACUGCUGCUGGUGCACGACAUGUCAGAGGAAAUGACAAUACCGUGGUGCUUGCGGCGAGCCGAGCUGGUGUUUAAGUGUGUCAAAGGCUUCAUGAUGGAGAUGGCUUCCUGGGACGGCGGCGUUUCCAGGACAGUGCAGUUCCUGGUCCCACAGAGUAUUUCGGAAGAAAUGUUCUACCAGCUCAGCAACAUGCUCCCCCAGAUCUUCCGCGUCUCCUCGACCCUCACCCUGACUUCCAAGCACUGACCCUUCCCAGAAGAUCACUCGACGCUCCAGGCACGCGCCCCAUGGCUGGAUUCUGCCGGGCAGGAGAUGCCCAGGAGGGGAACUCGCAACCCAGGUCACCGAUCCAACCAGGACGUGUGUCCGUGAGAUGGUCCAUAAAUCCCCGUGCUGGGCAGCCCAGGGAUGAAGCCCCAAUCAUGCUUUUUUUUUUUUCUAAAGUUUCUACACAGAAAGUUUCUCUUUUCCACUGCUGCCACGUGCUUUUCGUGAAUACGAAUGAAGACUUCUUCUGGAUCAUACAUGCACAUGAUGUAGGUGUUUACCCACUAAUAUUUUCAUGGAGACAUUUUCCUUUCCAGAACAUUUGCAUCGUAACAGGUGCAGGGGCUUUGUUAAGUAAAAUCCAUCUGUUUGUCAAGUGAAUUUUACUUUUUUUUUUUUUUGCAGGGGGAUGGGGUGGGGGGGUGUUGUUUUGUUUUGCUUUGUUUUAUGGUUUUUGUUUGGGGUCCACCCCUGACAAUGCUCAGGGUUUACUCCUGGCUCUGCACUCAGGAAUAACUCCUGGCAAUCUCGGGGGACCAUAUGGGAUGCCGGGGAUCGGACCUGGAUCGGCCACGUGCAAGGCAAACACCCUCCUGCUGUCCUAUCCAAAGGCUCAAAAGCACCCAGAUAUACUCAAGUACGGAUUCCUUGUGAAAAUCUUUUUUUAUGGAAAUAAAAGCAUUUGAUCCCAA
Molecule: messenger RNA, 2536 nt
Organism: Sorex araneus (European shrew)
Lineage: Eukaryota; Metazoa; Chordata; Mammalia; Eulipotyphla; Soricidae
Gene: FERRY3
Product: chromosome 6 C12orf4 homolog
Exons: 14
Coding region: 165-1823 (552 amino acids)
Biological process (GO): regulation of mast cell degranulation
Cellular component (GO): cytoplasm
Source: RefSeq, a predicted model, not a curated record